AAAAUGUUCUAAAUUGAAGUACAAAGCAACAGGAUCAGAACAACUAUCACUAAAAUGCCAAACCCAGAAAAAACUGAAGAGAAUCCAUGCGAGAUUGAUUUUAACUGUGCAGGGGCAGCGAACAAAUCCGAUGAUAAAAAUAGUCCAUGUGAAGUGAAGAUAGAAAAAGGGGAAUCUCCAAAGGGAUCCAAGGAUGAAAAACAGUCAGCCAGUAAAUCAUCAUCAUCAGUAAAUGCAAAGAACCGAGAUGAUGAACAAGCAAGGAUAAUCAAGCAACCAUGCCCAGAUCAAUACACUGCACCAACAUGCGAAAAAGAAAGAACGAUGCCUCCAAACCCACGCCAAGCAUUUUCAAAAAAGAAAGGGAAAGAGACAGAUGAUGAAACCCCUAAAGAGGAUGCCAAAGAUGCGUGUGUACCGGACCCUUGUUUCAAAGCCCUGGAAGAUCCAAAAGCAAAAAAAGAUGAGGAUGAGAAAAAGCCAUGUUAA
Leguminivora glycinivorella is the source of this 489-nucleotide messenger RNA. RefSeq lists its product as uncharacterized. The record is from RefSeq and is a predicted model, not a curated record. The transcript has 2 exons. Lineage: Eukaryota; Metazoa; Arthropoda; Insecta; Lepidoptera; Tortricidae. The coding region runs from base 55 to 489 and encodes 144 amino acids.